Grammomys surdaster is the source of this 1848-nucleotide messenger RNA. RefSeq names its product ankyrin repeat and SOCS box containing 14 (gene Asb14). Gene Ontology annotation, molecular function: protein binding. Gene Ontology annotation, biological process: intracellular signal transduction. The coding region runs from base 76 to 1848 and encodes 590 amino acids. NCBI's taxonomy places the organism in Eukaryota, Metazoa, Chordata, Mammalia, Rodentia, Muridae. The transcript has 9 exons. The record is from RefSeq and is a predicted model, not a curated record.
AGUUGGAAAAAGCCUUUUCACAACUGGAAAAAUAUUUUAAUUCCUUCUGACUUGAAAAUCAACUUCAAGCUUCACAUGGAUCACCACAGCAGUGACGAGGACGCAGACACUGACUUUGACACCCAGCUCAUCAUCCAACAGAGUCUGCUGGAUAGUUACAAGCCAGGAAUAACUCGGCACACUCCAGAAGAGGAGAGGGAAUGUCUAUCCCAUUCCUUCUCAAGUGAUGAUUAUAAGAAGAUAGUUGAAGCAAUCGAGACAGGUAAGGAAGACACAUUGGCACACUUUGCCAAGUACCAUCCUGCCUUUGAUGAAGGCAACGGGAAUGGCUGGCUUCCUCUCCAUAAGGCAGCCGUGCAGUUAAACAAGAACAUCUUAGAAAUUACCCUGGACGCUUCCAAACCCAGUACGUGGGAACGAACCACCCGUAACGGUGAAACACCACUUUUUUUGGCUGUCAGCAGUAGCCUUCUGGAAAAUGCCCAUUUUCUCCUUCUCAAUGGCUGCAAUCCAAAUGCUAAGGAUUUUGAAGGCAAUUCUCCUCUUUUUACAGCGGUUCUGAAGGAUUCCUACGACAUGGCCACCCUGCUGAUCAGCCACGGAGCGGAUGUCAAUCUUCGAUGUGCCAAUGAGAGAACAGCUCUCCAUGAAGCUGCCAAGCUCGGCAGACAGGACACGGUAAAGCUGAUGCUGAGCUCGGGAGCAUACCCGGAUGCACGGAGCUCCUACGGGUUCACGCCUCUUGCCCUCGCUGCUCAAGGCGGACACACUGAGAUCAUGCAACUACUACUGCAGAAAGGGGCUGAUGUUCACAGUCAGGCCUCUGACUCUUCCUCCAUUUUACUUGAAGCUGUUAGAGGAGGGAAUCCAGAAUCUGUGAGUCUCUUGCUAGAGUAUGGAGCUGACGCCAACAUUCCUAAAAGUUCAGGCCACCUGCCCAUCCAUGUGGCAGCUGACAAAGGCCACUUUUUAGCUCUAAAGGUAUUGAUUCCAGUCACGGACAUUGCAGCCAUCAAGAAGAGUGGGAUCAGCCCAGUUCACUGUGCAGCAGCAGGGGCGCACCCCCAGUGCCUGGAGCUUCUCAUUCGAGCUGGAUUUGAUGUGAAUUUCAUGCUGGAUCAGAGAAUCCGUAAACAUUAUGACGAUCAAAGGAAGUCAGCCUUGUAUUUUGCUGUAUCAAAUGGUGACCUCUCUUCAGUUAAGCUGCUUCUGAGUGCUGGAGCUCUACCCAAUCAAGACCCAGUCAACUGCCUACAGAUAGCUCUCAGGAUGGGCAACUAUGAGCUCAUAAGUCUAUUACUGAGGCAUGGGGCCAACGUCAAUUACUUCUGCCGAGUUAACCCUUUGCAUUUCCCAUCAGCACUGCAGUAUACAUUGAAAGACGAAGUCAUGCUCAGGAUGCUCUUGAAUUAUGGCUAUGACACCGAACGAUGUUUUGAUUGUCCUCAUGGGGAAAGGGUUCAUCGUUUGUGUACUUUUGAAGGCUGGACAUCUACAGUUAUUAAAGAUACUAUGUUUUGUGAAGUCAUAACUUUGUCAUGGCUACAGCAUCUCUCUGGAAAAGUUGUUCGUGUGAUGCUUGAUUAUGUUGAUCAAGUUCAAAUCUGUUCAAAAUUGAAAGCUGUGCUGGAAAAGCAAAAGCUCUGGCCAGAAAUACAUGUUAUCUUGAGCAACCCCCGUUCUCUACAGCAUUUGUGCCGCCUUAAGAUUCGGAAGUGCAUGGGACGGUUACGUCUGCGCUGCCCUGUCUUCAUGUCGUUUCUUCCACUGCCCAAUCUCUUAAAAGCUUACGUCCUUUACAAGGAAUAUGACCUGUUUGGACAAGAAAAUUCUACAGGAAUAUGGUGA